AUGUCCCCGCGAGCCUCCAGCUCCUCGAGUGGAACAGGAACUGAAUCGGGAACGUCCCGCUUCACAUUCGUGACAGGGAGCAUCCAGUCGGAAGCGUGGAGCCAUGCGAUGAGAGAGUACUGGAAGCGACGACAACCAGGAGCUGAAAACGUUGAACCGGAAGAAGGAAUCGUCAUCGCUUCCUCUACGACCACGGGGAGCGAGUCCCUCGAACGAGGCGUUUACUAG
Messenger RNA from Aspergillus luchuensis, 228 nucleotides. RefSeq lists its product as uncharacterized. The coding region runs from base 1 to 228 and encodes 75 amino acids. The transcript has a single exon. NCBI's taxonomy places the organism in Eukaryota, Fungi, Ascomycota, Eurotiomycetes, Eurotiales, Aspergillaceae. The record is from RefSeq and is a predicted model, not a curated record.